This is a messenger RNA of Penicillium brevicompactum, 384 nucleotides long. Its product is annotated as profilin. Lineage: Eukaryota; Fungi; Ascomycota; Eurotiomycetes; Eurotiales; Aspergillaceae. Gene Ontology annotation, molecular function: actin monomer binding. The transcript has 4 exons. Bases 1 to 384 code for a protein of 127 amino acids. Gene Ontology annotation, cellular component: cell cortex. The record is from RefSeq and is a predicted model, not a curated record.
AUGAGCUGGCAAGGGUGGGUUGAUCAGACCCUGGUCGGGUCCAAAAAGAUCGACAAGGCCGCCAUUUUCUCAGCAGCUGGCGAUGCUGAAUUUGCAGCAAGCGCUGGAUUCGAUGUGAAGCUGGAAGAGAUUCAAUACAUCCUGCGAGGCUUUGAGGACUCGAUCCCUCUGUAUUCUGGCGGACUCUUUAUUGCAGGAGAAAAGCUUCAGGUCACCAAAGCAGAUGACCAAAGUAUUUAUGCUCAAAAGGGUGGGGAGGGCGUCUGUGUGGUGAAAUCAUCCGAGUCAAUCAUUGUCGCACAUUAUCCUGAAACAGUGGCACCCGGAGACGCUGCAAGUAUUGUGGGCCAACUUUCAGCUUAUUUGACUAGCAUAGGAUACUAG